AAAAAAAACGCUGCGGGCACACUUCCGGCAAAAAAAUGCAACAGGCUUAAAAACACAAAAAAUUAGGUAAAUGGCUACUAAACGACUUCUGCCCGUCUAUACGGACUUUCAGCGUCUAAAGAUACUUGAAGCUCUCAAUGAGAAAGGCAUAGCUGAAAUGCUUAACUACGAUAUAACCAAGGCACGGGCAACGAAACUGCACGCAUGGAAGUCUCAAAACGGCCCAAUACAGGAACUCAGCGAUAUUUUGAAUGUGGAAGGAUUUGGAUUGAAGGCGGCCACCAAAUUCUUCGGCAGCCUUCUCGAGGCCCCGAACAGGGGAAGAAAAGGCGCUAGCGGGGCCCAACAGAAAUCGAAGCCGCUGCUAACGACCCCUUUUAUUACUCCAACGAUAGACGAAGAACAGCGUCUUCGAAUAGGAUCAAGCGUUGGCAUCCGCAUCGGAGUAACUAGUGUCAGUUGGGCGCGUUUUGAAUUAGGAAAUAGAGAAUCCCCUUGUCACCUUACUCAUUGGCAUCACUACGAACUUAACGACAAAAAACUUCACCUAGUGGAACUUGCAAGACGAUGUUUAUACUUAGCUCACCAAAUCCAGCACGCUGAUUGCUACGUUAUGGAGAGUCCACAAAUGGCGCAGGCCGCCAGUAAUCCCGGAAGCAUAGACCAGCAAAACAUAAAUAUUCAAAAGGCACAAGUGUCGGCUAUAAUUAGUUAUGCUUUAAUGUUCCGUGCUAGUGUUGACAAAAUCAAUACCAAUAACCUAUUUUUUAUGCGCCGUUUUCUCACAGCCCGCCUAUUUAAUCAUCUUGUCGGCGCGGAGCGCGUAUCUUCUGAAGAUACAUUGUGGGCCAUGAUGAGGAACAACGAAAAAAUCUCUUCCGCAGAGACUCCACCUAACAACUGCCUGCAUACCGAAGUUCAAUUUCCCGAGGAGCUGUGCAAAAUGUUUGAGCAGCACCAGCGAUACCAAAGAGAGCUUCUGGGUCAGGCUUUUCUUCUUAACUUGGCUUUUGCUCGCCUAGUAAUUUUUCAGGAUCCAAAAGCCAUCUCCUCCAUUUCUCGCUUCUCCAAAGGCUCCCCACAAAAUGAAUCAUCUUACGAGACAAAUAUUUUAUAAAGUUGUAUUGUUUAUAAAUUAAUGUGAACCAAUAUGUUAAUGCAUUAGAUAUAAAUCAAAAUUAA
Drosophila bipectinata is the source of this 1182-nucleotide messenger RNA. RefSeq lists its product as uncharacterized. Gene Ontology annotation, biological process: mitochondrial transcription; transcription elongation by mitochondrial RNA polymerase. Gene Ontology annotation, cellular component: mitochondrial nucleoid. Gene Ontology annotation, molecular function: DNA polymerase processivity factor activity. The record is from RefSeq and is a predicted model, not a curated record. Lineage: Eukaryota; Metazoa; Arthropoda; Insecta; Diptera; Drosophilidae.